Molecule: messenger RNA, 871 nt
Organism: Papaver somniferum (opium poppy)
Lineage: Eukaryota; Viridiplantae; Streptophyta; Magnoliopsida; Ranunculales; Papaveraceae
Exons: 1
Coding region: 62-568 (168 amino acids)
Source: RefSeq, a predicted model, not a curated record
CACUACCACUUAUUAAUCCAACUCCCAACACCUCAUCUUCAUUCUUGCAAACACCAAUAAUAUGCUUAUUAGGAGAAGCAAAACCACUUUCUUUUUAGAUAUGGACGAUGAUCAAGAUUUCAACUACAAGGAACCAGAUACUUCUAAGCAAACAAUGAGAAACUCCAUGAUCUCAAAUGAAGCAUCCUCAUCUUCAUCAAAUUCAUCAGUAGGAUUAAGAAUACUCAUAUAUAAUCAUUCUGCUUCUCCUCAAGAAUCAAAAAACACAGUCUUACUGAAACACACGUUCAAAUUGAGUGUUUUAGCUUCAACAUAUUCUCAAGAAUCAAGUUUUCUGAGAUCAUGUUGUCUGUGCAAGAAAAAGUUAAGUCCUGAAAAGAAUGUGUACAUGUACAUGGGUGAUCAAGGUUUUUGCAGCGAAGCUUGCCGGUCUAGGCAGAUUGUGAAGGACGAGAUGAGAGAAAUUGAAGCAUCAACCAAAAGGAUAUUGUCAUCGUCUCCGUACUGUCCCAAAAACGUUCGAAUUCGUCUACCGUCUCAUCGGGAUCGUAUUCCAGUAGCAGCAUAAAGCCAUUUUGCGAACUAGAGCCGCAGCACAGAUCCAUUGCGGUAUUUUCUUUUGGGAUUUGAUAGAUCAAUAAUCUUUGUAAUUGAUCAUACAUUUUUGGAUAGGUAAUAGGUUGUUUCACUUUUCUUUCUUCCUUUUUUUUCACCCCAUGGGCCUUUGGGUGAGCCUGGCCCUUAGUGAAUAUACUAGUGUAUACCAAAUAUACCUUUUUUUUACUAUGCAUGCUUGUAGCAUGAAAUUGGAAGAUAAGGCGGAUAGUGACUUCUUUUUCAUCAAUCACAUACAUCACUUUUUUUUUUCUUA